AUGGUUUCAAGGUAUUUAGUCUCAAUAUUGGGACUUCUGCUCUUAUGUGCAUCAGCAUGGGGACAAGACUCGAAGUUGAACAUGCUAUACAAGGAUCCAAACCAGCCCAUUAAUACUCGCAUUAAGGUUCUCAUGGACCAAAUGACCUAUGAAGAGAAAAUUGGCCAGAUGGUACAGAUUGAUCGCCGUGCAGCCACACCAGAGAUCAUGAGAGAUUACUCCAUCGACAGCCUCCUAAGUGGUUCUUUAUCUAGCAGACUUGGGAUUCCUAUGAUUUAUGGGAUUGAUGUUGUUCAUGGCCACAACAAUGUUUACAAGGCUACCAUAUUUCCCCACAAUGUUGGCCUAGGAGCAACUAGAGACAAAGAUCUUGUGAAGAGGAUUGGUGCUGCAACUGCCCUUGAAGCCAGAGCUACUGGCAUACCUUAUGUCUUUGCUCUAUGCACUGCGGUAUGCAGAGAUCCAAGGUGGGGAAGAUGUUACGAGAGUUAUAGCGAAGACCCUAAAAUUGUUGAAGAUAUGAUGGAAAUCAUUCCAGGUUUACAAGGAGAUAUCCCUCCCAAUUCACCAAAGGGCAUUCCUUAUGUUGGUGGAAAGUAA
Molecule: messenger RNA, 600 nt
Organism: Fraxinus pennsylvanica
Lineage: Eukaryota; Viridiplantae; Streptophyta; Magnoliopsida; Lamiales; Oleaceae
Source: the annotation of a GenBank genome assembly